Malassezia globosa CBS 7966 is the source of this 1122-nucleotide messenger RNA. RefSeq lists its product as uncharacterized. The record is from RefSeq and is a predicted model, not a curated record. Gene Ontology annotation, biological process: tricarboxylic acid cycle; L-lysine biosynthetic process; isocitrate metabolic process. Gene Ontology annotation, cellular component: mitochondrion. The transcript has a single exon. Gene Ontology annotation, molecular function: magnesium ion binding; isocitrate dehydrogenase (NAD+) activity; homoisocitrate dehydrogenase activity. The coding region runs from base 1 to 1122 and encodes 373 amino acids. Lineage: Eukaryota; Fungi; Basidiomycota; Malasseziomycetes; Malasseziales; Malasseziaceae.
AUGCUGCGUCCAUCCACUAUUCUCAUGCAGCGAGCGAUGCGAAUUGGUAUGAUUCCAGCUGAUGGGAUUGGCCGUGAGGUCUUGCCUGUAGCGCAGCGUGUUAUGACAGCUGCACCUGGCGCGCCGCAGUUUGAGUUCGUGCCAUUGCAGGCAGGCUUCGAACACUUUCAGACCACGGGGGAAGCAUUGCCACAGGUGACCAUUGACACACUGAAGAAUGAGUGUGAUGCGGCGAUGUUUGGAUCAGUAUCGAGCCCAUCCCACAAGGUUGAGGGAUACUCGAGCCCAAUUGUUCGUUUGCGGAAAGAACUUGGACUGUAUGCCAACAUCCGACCGGUGAGUGGACCGAUCCUGCCAGGCUCGCCAAUUCAAUCACCUGUGGACAUUGUAACGAUUCGCGAGAAUACAGAGUGUCUAUACAUUAAGCAAGAAACGCUCGAAGAGACACCAAAUGGGAAAGUGGCGCGUGCAAUCCGCCAGAUUACAGAGUCGGCAUCGACACGGAUUGGAAAGAAAGCUAUGGAAGUCGCCCUGAGUCGCAAGACUAUGCGUGCCAAGGCUGGCAGUCAAGAUCCCACCAAAGUGACCAUUUGCCACAAAUCAAAUGUUCUCUCCGUUACGGAUGGCUUAUUCCGUACAUCUGUUCGGGCUGUGUACGAAAGCGACAAGAAGGAGAAUGGCGGUCAAGGCCGUUAUGAAGGGAUCUUGCUUGACGAGCAACUGGUCGACAGCAUGGUGUACCGUAUGUUCCGAGAGCCUAAUGUGUUUGAUGUCGUCGUUGCGCCGAAUCUGUACGGGGAUAUCAUCAGUGAUGGCGCAGCCGCGCUUGUCGGCUCUCUUGGUCUUGUGUCGAGUGUGAACGCCGGCGAUUCGUUCAUCAUGGGUGAGCCUGUACAUGGAUCCGCACCUGAUAUUUGUGGUAAAAACGUCGCGAACCCGAUAGCAGCUGUGCGUUCAGCUGCCCUUAUGCUUGAGUACAUGGGAUACACGGAGCCAGCACUUGCCAUUUACCGUGCUGUCGAUGCCGUGCUGACACAGGGCAAGGUUUUGACGCCUGACUUGCCUGGGGGCAAGGCUACGACGUCUGAGGUAGAAGGAGCUAUUCUUCGUGCACUUGCGUGA